Molecule: messenger RNA, 1777 nt
Organism: Branchiostoma belcheri (Belcher's lancelet)
Lineage: Eukaryota; Metazoa; Chordata; Leptocardii; Amphioxiformes; Branchiostomatidae
Product: disrupted in renal carcinoma protein 2 homolog
Exons: 12
Coding region: 118-1665 (515 amino acids)
Biological process (GO): transmembrane transport
Cellular component (GO): intracellular membrane-bounded organelle; membrane
Molecular function (GO): transmembrane transporter activity
Source: RefSeq, a predicted model, not a curated record
GUACAAUGUACGGACAUGUGACUACACCUUACAACAUGUUCACGGGACAAGUUACCUAGUACAUAUCUACUGGUGAUAAAGAAAUUGCUGUACACUGUGGACGGGAUAUUGCCUGCCAUGGACACAAGAAGUCGCGACAGACGGACAUCGUCCGCAACGGAGUACGAUCCGCUUCUGAACAGGAUCAGAACUGAUUCCUACGCGUCUGGGAUGACAACCAACAGCUACGCCGUCAACGCGAAAACUUCACACGGACAAUGGCGGGUGUACAAGCGGAGGUGGUACAUCCUUGUGCUGUUCUCGCUGGUGUGUUUUGACCAGUCGGUGGUGUUAAACACCUGGUCGCCCAUCUCGGACUCAGCUAAGCUGGUGUUCGGUUGGAAGGACGGAGAUAUCUCGCUACUCAGCAACUGGGGCAGUAUAACGUUUGUCGGUCUGGCUUUGGUCGGCCCAUGGGUCAUUCAAUCGCUAGCCCUCGCGCUGUUUUCACAGGUGUUUGUUUUGAUACAUGACCUUCUUGCAGGACUAAGGGUUACAAUGGUCGGGACGGCCGUUCUGGUUCUGGCUGGAUCCGGUUUGAGAUGCAUCACGACGAGAACGCCUGCCGCGACAUGGUUGAUACAUACUGGACAGUUCCUGGACGGACUGGCAGGUAUCAUCACUAUGGCUGCACCCCCCGUAGUGUCGUCUGUUUGGUUCCCUCCAGAACAGAGAACUUUGGCGACAGGUAUAAAUGUCUUCAUCAGUUACAUGGGCUAUGCUGUGGCGUUUGUGAUUGGUCCGUUGGUGGUGACGCAACCGACUAACUCCACCAAUCAGACCGCCGGAAAUCUGGUUAACGGGUGUCACCCAGAGGAUAACGGCACAGAUCCUUGUUUUGUUCAAAUGAACGCGGAGCAGAUCUUGAGACUCAUGUACAUUGAGACAGGUUUUGCUGGGCUGCUCUGUCUUGCCGUGGUUUUGUACUUUCCGUCCAAACCAGCGACCCCACCCAGUACAUCUGCAUCCACGGAGAGAAUAAACCUCAAGGAAAGCUUUCUACCUGUCAUUAGGAAUGGACAACUCCUGCUGUUAGUACUUUGUAGCGGCAUUACGAAUGGAGCUUUUGGAGGAUGGGGGAUGGUCCUGGAUGUUAGCCUUUCACCACAUGGCAUACAUCAGAUAGAAGCCGGGUGGCUGGGGUUCUACAUGCUGGUAUCUGGUUGCUCCGCCAGUCUCUUCUUCUCCUGGUUGAGUGACCGUUGUGCAGGACGUAUGAAGACUAUACUAGUCAUGUUGUAUAUUGGUGCUGCAUUGUCCACAGCCUGGCUAACGCUAAUGCUGUGGCACGGUGUCAUUCCCUUCAAUACAGUGUCCCUGUAUGUGUCCAUCAUACUAAGCGGGUUAUUCGUGAACGGUGCUGUGCCGUUGUUCUAUGAGAUGGCGGCAGAAAUAACCUACCCAAUCCCGGAGGCCGUCUCAUCUACAGUCCUGAUCUGGUCCAACUGCUUCUUUGCUGGAAUCUUCCUCCUCAUUCCCAUGAUUCCUGGUGUAGGCACAUUGUGGAUGACGUGGUGCAUUCUGGGAGCGUUCCUGCUAUCCCUGCCACUGCUGAUGUUCCUGCGUGGAAACUACCAAAGACUCAGAGUGGACCAAGGACAGCCAAACCCUGUUCAACACAACUAAGUUAAACACACACAGAGACUGCAGUGACCCAAACUCAGACAUUAUAUAAAUAUGACAGGACAAGAAUAUUCCCAUUAAAUUUGACCCCCCAAAAAAACUGACCACUCCUAUC